Messenger RNA from Bombus pascuorum, 5136 nucleotides. It is a transcript of the gene Vps50, whose product is annotated as syndetin. Gene Ontology annotation, biological process: retrograde transport, endosome to Golgi; endocytic recycling. The coding region runs from base 389 to 3196 and encodes 935 amino acids. The transcript has 9 exons. Gene Ontology annotation, molecular function: SNARE binding. The record is from RefSeq and is a predicted model, not a curated record. Lineage: Eukaryota; Metazoa; Arthropoda; Insecta; Hymenoptera; Apidae. Gene Ontology annotation, cellular component: EARP complex.
UCAUGUUUUUCAUGUAACGAUAAUAUUAGUUAUAUAUCUGCUAUUAUUGUGUUUGGAAAUAAUGAAGGACCACAAAUUGAAGGAAAGAAUUAGUGUUGUUUGAAAUCGCAAUAUUUGAAAAUCUAUGUUGAUAACACCUAUAAUUCGCGCGGAAACUUCAUAUCGAACAUAACCUGAAAAGAUAUUGAUAUACAUAUGUGAUUCAAGUAUACGCAAUGUAUAAGCAUGUAUACGCAAUAGAUCUGAUAUACUUGUAAGAUGGGGUUAAUUAAGUAAUUACUGAGAAAUGCGAAUAUUAAUUACUAUACCAAUUGAAUGGAUAGAAAUAGCAAGCUAUCGAGUAAAUAGAUGAAAAUGUAUUUUACUGAAUUUUGAAGAAAUUUACAGUAUGGAGGACUUAAAAUGUAAAUUUUUCGGUCUUAUUAACAAGCAGAAUACAACCAAAAUUCCAUUAAUGGGUUUACAUCCAGAUCUACUUAAUCCGUCAGAAUCACAGAAAUCAGAUGAUAUACAAUCAGAAGCUGACCAAUCAACAGAAAGUGAACCUAUCCCUGAUCAAGACAUAUUAGAAUCUAUAGAAGAGAUUUAUUUUAAUACAGACCAUAAUUUUGAUCCUUGUAGACACGAAUUGGAAAAGUUACCAAAGGUGUUGCAAUCUAAAGAAAUUGAAAAAUGUUACAAGAAACUGAAACAGCAACAUCAAGUUGUUUCCAAGAAAGUUCUACAACUUAUAUUACAAAAGCAGAAUGCUUGUAAGAAAGAGUUUGACAAAAUUUUAAUGAUACAAGAACAAUUACAGGAUGUGUUAGAAAUUUGCAGAAUGGGAAGAGAAGAUUUAAAAUUAGCUGAAAGGCAGUUUACUACAGCUAGUUUAGGAAUAUUAGCAAAUUAUCAAAAAAGGCAGAUCAUAGAAGAAUUAUUAAAUAAUUUAAAUACUAUCAAGACAUUGCAACGUACAGGAGAUAGAUUACAGGAGUUAUUAAAUGAAAAAAAUUAUCCCAGAGCAAUCUCGUUACUUUUAGAAUGUCAAAGUGCUGCACAGACAUAUAAACAUUUCCAUUGUAUUGCUGCUUUAAAUGGAAAAUUACAGGAUAUUUUAGAACAAGCAGAGGAAGCCUUGGAUGUUACACUAUCAAAGAUGUGCACGCAAUUCGAUGUAACAAUAUAUACGUCUAUUCAAGAAGCUUAUACUCUGUUAAGAAAAACUCAAUCUGCAAUGGAUCAAUUGCAUAUGCAUUUUACUGCUGCAAUUCACAAUACUGCUUUUGCAGCUGUUCAUUCGUAUGCGGGCGGAGAUACAAAGAGACAAUAUAAACAACUUUGUCAAUCAGUGCCCCGGGAAAGUUGCAUUAUUUGUCUAACAGAAUUGUGUAAAUCAUUAUGGACAAUAUUGAGCUCCUAUUAUUUGGUAGUAAAUUGGCAUAACACACAAGAAAAUAAAGUUAAACUUAAAGCUGAUGUAAAAGAUUUAGAGGAGACUUUUAGCAAACAAUAUGUGAAGCAUAAAUUAGAAAACAGUAUGAUUCGUGUAUGGCAUGACGUCGAAAUGAAGAUUUCGAUAUUUUUAAUGAACGCUGAUUUAACUUACAUUAAAUUUGAACAAUUUGUUCAAGUUUUAGGUAUAGUUAACAGAUUAAUGGAAAUUGGGGAGGAGUUAUGUGGUUUUAAGUCAGAAAAUCUGCAAGAAUCUAUAAGGAAACAAUCAUUGUCAUAUUUUUCUCAUUAUCACGCAUCAAGACUAGAUGAACUCAGGAUAUUUUUAGAAAACGACGGGUGGGAAUUGUGCCCCGUAAAAUCGAAUUUUGUGGCAACUCAGUUACAGGAAUUUAAGAGUUUAAAACCAUCGCUGAACAGUUGUAAAGUAUGGAACAAUUUUGAUAACUCUAACGUUGGUGAAAAUGAUAGCCCUAUAAGUAUAGAGUGGAUUCAGAAAUAUUUAGAAGGGGGGUCAUCGCCAUUCUCUAUAGGUCUAGAUGAUACCAUGGACGAAGAUAUUUUGAUAAGUAAUGAAGAUAAUCCUCCAGAAUAUUUUUCGGAUGAAUCAGAUGAUGAUAUCCCUGAUGAAUUAAAACACGAAUACGUUGAUGAUUCAGAUCAUGUUAAAACAAAUAAAAAAAAGUGUAAACUAAAACAAUCAGGGCCCAUGGUUACAAACACAACACUAAGUAUAUUGCGCGUUUGUGGAAAGUAUUUACAAAUGUCUAGAUUAUUACGAUCAAUCGCGGUUACGGUUAUACAAAGUAUGAUACAGUUUUACGAGUUAUGUUUUUAUACUGUACAUUUAUUCUUUACUUCAGAUUUGCAAAUAAAUAGUGAUUCUUUAUAUAGUCCAAAACUGAAACUAUCUCUAGCAAGAAUUAAGGAGAAUUUAAUCAUUUGUGAAAAUGAUACGGAAGAUAACAUUAAAUUAAAUUCCGAUAAAGUACGACAGCCCCAGCUCUCUUCCAUUGUAAAUUUAUCGCAACCGGAAAAGCUUCACGGUUUGACUGAACGUAUCGUAGGAGUGGAAUCUCUAAUAUUUUUAGGUCGGCAAUACGAAAGUUUAAAACCAUACUUGGAACAUCUUAUCGGUGCUAGCCCACAACGUGGUUUCCUUCACCAAUUUUAUAUGCAAACAAUUGCAUCGAGCACUGAUUUAAGGAAACCGGUAUAUAUGGCGGUUGCAUCUCGAGCAUUUGAUGUUUCAAAUAUUUUAAAUUUAAUGAAUAAAGUUAAUUGGGAAGUGACUGAUGUUAUGUCUCAACAUAGUGGGUAUAUCGAUGCAUUACUUCAGGAAAUAUAUAUAUUAAAUGAAAGAUUGAAGAACAUCGGAAGUUGUCUUCCUUUAGCGGACGAUGUAUAUAACGCUGUCUGGGAAAAUGUGGCACAUCUAAUAACUCAUACAUUAGUAGAGGGAUUUUCUAAUGCUAAAAAAUGUUCGAAUGGUGGCAGAGCACUAAUGCAACUUGAUUUUACGCAAUUGAAAUCGAAAUUCGAGACAUUAACUUCUUUAAGGCCAAUGCCUCACAGAGAAUAUGUUGAAUUAUAUAUUAAAGCUUACUAUCUUCCAGAGAAUAGUUUGGAAGAAUGGAUAAGGGAACAUAAGGAAUAUUCUGUGAAACAUUUAAUUGGUAUAGUUUCUUCAGCUUGUCAAAAUAAUAAAAAAACUCGUCAGCGUUUAAUUGCAUUCAUAGAAGAACAACGGCCUAGUAGAUAGCAUAGGUCUAUAUAUUAUAAUACGUCUCAAGAUUAUAUCGAAAUAGGAAUUGCAUAAAGGACGAAUUUUUAGGAAUAAUUUGAAAAGAGGAAAAUGAAAAGGAUGUAUUUUCUUCGUGUACAUAUUCGGGAACUUUUACUAUAUCACUAAAGUAAGCAAGCUCAUUUAAGAACUCUAAUUUUCUUGACACUUUCGUUUACUCAGUGCACGGAUUAAAUCCAUCGAUAUGGGCUCUUAAAAAGAUGUUAGUUCGUAAAAUUGAAAGUAUGUGAUAAAGUACGAAAUUGUUAAUUCUGAUAUAUGUCAAUACAAUGUAAGUAAUAUUGGCUAAAGGAAUCUCAUCGAAAUUUAGAGUUUCAAUCGAAUUCAUAGAGUAUUAUUAUUACAAUUAACAAUUACAAACUUUUCACAUUAUGUUAAUGAUAUAUAUAUAUAUAUAGUUAAUUAUUCAGAUAUAUUACAGCAUUGUCGAAAGUCUGAAUAAAAAAAUAUCUGCACUUUGAAUCUCAAAGAAGGAAUUUAAUGUUAUUGGAUCUGUUGAUAAAAAAUUUUUGCUCGUCUCGAGCCUUUUCACUCAAUCAUUGUAAAGCAAGGUGUACAUAAUUUUAUUUCAUAUUCAUUUUAUUUUCAUAGCUCUUUUUAUAAUAUAAUAAUUAUAUAUAUAUAUAUGAAAUAUUUUUUAAACAUAUAUAUUAUUCCACAUAAAAAUUGUAGUUUUUAUAAAGUUAUUAUGUUUUAAUAUUUUUAUGACCAGAGUUUAUAGAUCUUAUAAAAAAAAACACAAUCCAUUGUCAGAUUUUCAACUAGAUAAUUGUAAUAAUUUGUAAAUAUUUAAAUAAUUAUUUUUCGAAAUUAAGUGCAAUUAUAACUAUUUUGUUUAAAAAUAUAUUUUACAUUUUGAAAGAAUGCUUUUGUAAUUUAAAGGUGUCUUUAUUAUACAAAUAAUAAUAAUAAUAAUAUACAAGUACAUUUUUGCUGGAUUCAUCGGUUUCCAAUUUUGUAAAAAUUAUUGUUAUUUAUCUAUAUAGUAUUCAAUGUAGCAUUACAUUUAUCAUAUAUUCUUAUAUCCUUUAUUUGUACUAAAAACCAAAAAAUUCUAUUGCACCUCUAAUUACUAUUCGUAUUUUAACAUUCAACUUCGUUUUGAGGAAUGUGUUUGUUUUUAGCUAUUAAACAAUUUGAAAAUUCAUAUAAAGCGAUUAAUUAGUUCAUUGUAUGAAUAUCUAUAAUCUGCUUUAUACUACCAUUUUCAAAAUAGAGAAAUAACUAAAAAUACUCUUCCAUAAAUAAUAUUCCAAUGUGACUGAAAAAUGUUUCAUUCCUUUUUAUUUAAUGACUAUGUAAUUAUAAAAUUGGUUAAUAAUGGUGCAUUGAGAAUUCUCUGGCUAAUAGUAUUAUGGAUCAGCGUUUCCCAAUUUUUUUUAUCUAUGUGGAUCGUAUCUAGUUUAAGUAAAAUUUAUUUAAGAUUAAAAGACAGUUGUGUUCUCUAAAUUUAUCUGUUCUUUCGUCUACGGAGUUAAAUUACGUAUGAAAUAUGGCCUUUAUAUAUUAUCCUUCUAAUUUUUAUGAAACAAGGAACACGAUCCAUGGAGUGUAAAUGUUAAGAAACGCUGAUAAUUGUAUUGAAGUAACCAAUUUCUUCCUUACUCCAAAGCGUUUUAUAUCGAGCCCUGCAUUCUGAAUGGCCCCUGUUAAAACAAAUCGUUGGAAAAUGUAGCUGAUACAUAUAUGUGUGAACUAAACAAUGGAAAUAUGAUGAUACCAAAUGCUUACUUUGACAAUAAGCCUAUUUGACAAUGUUAUUUCUUAAUAUUGCGUUAAAAAACGUAUGCCCUAACUAUAAUGACAAACGCAUACGCCUUGUUUUUUUUUCUCUCUGCUCAUUUAUAAACCUAAAUUCAGUAUCUUAACUAUAAAUGCUUUUGUUAUUUCACACUGAA